Heterobilharzia americana is the source of this 921-nucleotide messenger RNA. The record is from the annotation of a GenBank genome assembly. NCBI's taxonomy places the organism in Eukaryota, Metazoa, Platyhelminthes, Trematoda, Strigeidida, Schistosomatidae.
AUGUUCGAACAGAAUUCACGUGGUUCAGAAGCUAAAAAGGAGGCAUUACAAAAUUUGACUAAUUCAGAAAAUGAAGCCAAAUCUGAAAUUCACGCAAUACGUAAUGAAAAUUAUACCCUUAAAAUACGACUACGACAACAACUGGUUGAAUCACAAGAACCAAUCAAACAGUUGAAGAAGCAACAUGAAAUUGAUAUGGCACAUAUAAGACAAGAUUUUACUCAGCAAAGAAAAGAGUUAGAAAUAAAAGCUGAAAAACAAAUGGCAAUAUUACGUAAAGAAAUUGAUACUCAAUGUCGUGUUGAAGUGCACAAGACAGAAGAACAUAAAAAUAUGCAUAUACAAAAUUUAGAAAUGAAUCAUGAACAAGCAUUUGCCAAUAUGAAAGCGUAUUACAAUGACGUAACUCUAGGUAAUGUUAGUGUCAUUAAAACACUGCGUGAGAAUAUAGAUCAACUCCGUUGUCGGUUAUCCCGUGUUCAACAUCUGCUUGAUGAAAGUUAUGCUGAAUUAAAUCGAACGAAGGAGGAAUUUGCUAAAAAAGAUAAAGAAAAUGUGCAUUUACGUCAAAUUGAACGCUUAUAUCAAAUCGAAAAAAGUGCUCAUAUUUUAACUAAAAAUAAUGCUAAGAAAACAUUGAAAUCAAUGAAGAAUCUAGAAGAUAAUUAUGAUUUAUUGAAAGUGAGAUAUGAAGCUCUAGAAAAAAUGCGUGAUAAUUUAGCACAAACAUUUGAGAAACUUCUACUUGAUGUACAACAACGUAUAGGAUUAAAAAGUUUACUAGUUGAAAGAAAAAUGCGAUAUUUAGCAGAAAUAUUAGAAACACGUGAAGCUCAAGUUGCUCAACUUGUAAUGGCGCUUAAAAGUGAUCCAGCAUCAGUUGAAAAAGCUAAACAACAUUUAGAACUAUUGGCUGUUUAA